AUGGAUCGCUGGUUAAAAAACCUCACACUCAUCGGGGAAGCAAAAUCUUUAGACCAUCUUGGACACAUGCCAACACUCAUCUCCAUUCAUUGUGAACAUCGCCCCUCAGUCAAAUAUAUUGGAGGUAUGCUUGCACUGUUAAGCUUUGAAUCCACUGUCGAAGCAAGAGAAUUCCUAGAAAAUGAAAGGAAUUGGACUGGAACCUUCAAAUGGUUGAAGAUGGGAUCACCUGAGGUUAAUAAUAAAUUUGAACGAGUAACAUGGAUAAGGCUAGUUGGUUUGCCUCUUAGACUAUGGAGCAACACUAACUUCUCAUCCAUUGUGGGCAAGUUUGGGAAGAUUGUCGUGCCUCUAGAUCACAUCACUAAUCGUGUUGAUCUCUCUGUGGCAAAGAUAGCCAUAACCACAGAAAAACUAACCAAAUUCAACGAAGAAAUACUAGUGGAAGCGGAUGGACAGUAUUAUCAAGUGGGUAUCAUAGAAUACGAAGAUGAACCAUGGUUUCCAUUUAAAUUCGAUGAAGAAGAACAACCAUACGCAGACUCGGACAGGGAAGGAAAAGAUGAAUCGAUGAUUAGUGAAUCUGAAAACUCAGAUUCCAAUGAUGAUGAAGAAGGUGUAUCGGGAACAUGGAUUAACGAUAUAGAAGAAGGAGAAAUCGCCCAAGAAGACACCAUCAAUCCUCCAAGUAGUGGUGGUGUUGGCCUACCGCCACCAACCACGGUGGCCGGAUAG
Messenger RNA from Lactuca saligna, 735 nucleotides. The record is from the annotation of a GenBank genome assembly. NCBI's taxonomy places the organism in Eukaryota, Viridiplantae, Streptophyta, Magnoliopsida, Asterales, Asteraceae.